CAAAUAAUCACAAAAAUGGCGACUAUAGUUUUGUAUCCAUCUCCGGGUAUGGGUCAUCUCAUCUCAAUGGUGGAGCUUGGAAAACACAUCUCCAAACACCACCCUUCUUUCUCUAUCGUCGUUCUCACUCUCAUCCCCUCCUUCAACACCGGCACUACCGCCGCCUAUGUCCGCCACAUCUCCGCCACCUUCCCCGCCAUCACCUUCCACCAUCUCCCUGACAUCCCUCUUGACCCCCUACUUUUCCCUUCAAUGGAAGCCAUCAUCUUUGAGCUUAUUCGACUUAGCAACCCCAACGUCGAUCGCGCUCUACAAUCGAUUUCUUCAUCUUCUAACAUCACCGCCUUCGUUAUCGACACGUUUUGCUCUCCCGCGAUGUCUUUGGCUGAGAAUAUUAACGUGCCGGUUUACUACUUCUUUACUUCCGGUGCGUGCUGCCUUGCACUGCUCCUUUACAUGCCUACAAUUCAUAAAACCACCACUAAAAGCAUUAAAGAUAUGAAUACACUCAUCCAUUCGCCCGGGUUGCCACCGAUACCGCCAUCGGAUAUGCCAGGCCCGUUUCUUGAUAGAACUUCUACUGAUUAUUCUGAUUUUCUUGGAAAAUGCGAGCAAUUACCCAAAUCAGCUGGGAUUAUUAUUAACACGUUUGAUUCGCUGGAGCCGAAAGCGCUUAAAGCCAUAAACGACGGAUUUUGUGUCCCGGAUGGACCUACGCCGCCGAUCUACUGCAUGGGACCAUUGAUAGCGAGUGGAGGUGAUGGCUCGCACGAGUGUUUGAAUUGGCUGGAUUUGCAACCGAGUGGAAGUGCUGUGUAUUUGUGUUUCGGGAGUUUGGGUGUGUUUUCGAGUGAGCAGUUGAAGGAGAUAGCAAAGGGGCUGGAGAUGAGUGGAGUUCGGUUUCUUUGGGUGGUUAGAAGCCCGCCUUCAAACAAAAAAGAAGACCGAUUUCUGCCACCGCCUGAGCCGGACUUGGAUGUACUACUGCCAGAAGGUUUCUUGGAGCGUACGAAAGAUAGAGGGCUAGUGGUGAAGAAAUGGGCGCCGCAAGUGGCUGUUCUCAACCACAAGUCUGUGGGCGGGUUUGUGACACACUGCGGGUGGAACUCGGUCUUGGAAGCCGUAUGUGCUGGGGUUCCAAUGGUGGCGUGGCCGCUGUACGCGGAACAAAAGUUUAAUAAGGUGGUGUUGAGGGAUGAAAUGAAGUUGGUAUUACCUAUGGAUGAGUCAGAAGAUGGGUUGGUGACCGCGAUGGAGGUGGAGAAGCGGGUCAGACAGUUGAUGGAGGGGGAGGAAGGUAAAGUUGUUAGGGAGGUGGCGAAGGCGAGAAAAGAGGAGGCGACGAUGGCAGUGAGUGACGGUGGGUCUUCUCGUAUGGCUCUGUCUAAAUUAAUUGCAUCAUGGUAGCUGUUAAACGCCGAUUACGAAAGAAAGAAAAGAAGCACGGUAGCAAGGUUACGAAAUAGGCUGAAAGUGUCCGGUAAAUGUUUAAGAGGAAUUUACAACUACUUGCAUUUGAAGCCUAGUAGUCUGCAUAUUUAAUCAUUUUGUUAUUUUCGAUCCGUCUGUGGAUCUUUUGAAUACUUACGGCUGUAUAAUUAAUUUGAACAUUCGGACAUUAUAAUUUGUAAUAGUAUUUUAAUUUCAAAACUUCCGUUAGGCUA
Messenger RNA from Helianthus annuus (common sunflower), 1664 nucleotides. Its product is annotated as UDP-glycosyltransferase 88B1-like. Gene Ontology annotation, molecular function: UDP-glycosyltransferase activity. NCBI's taxonomy places the organism in Eukaryota, Viridiplantae, Streptophyta, Magnoliopsida, Asterales, Asteraceae. The record is from RefSeq and is a predicted model, not a curated record. The coding region runs from base 16 to 1407 and encodes 463 amino acids. The transcript has 2 exons.